CUGAAAAUCCACCCUUUUGUGGCCCUGUUCCAUUUUUGGAGCCUCGCGUCACAGAGCCUUUGUUGGCCUGCACGUGAGCUUCCUUGUGGACAUACAUUUUAAUAAAUGUCAAGGCAAGUGUCAGUAUCGAGUUUGCAAUGCAGUGCACACAGGAGGAUCUCUACUGUCCCCAUCACCAGCAAUGAGUGCCGCACCCAGGAAGGUCCUGCUGUGGACGAUGGCUCUGGUUGCAGCAUCAACCCCACGCUUUGCAACGGCCCUUGAUUCCAACAACUCCAAUAUAUGCAAUUUGUCCUCUAUAUCCACCUACCAGCUCGAUUCCUUCAACGGAAAUGUUUCACAAUCCUUUCUUCAGACCAAGACGUCGACCAGGGGCUUUACCCAGUGUGAGAAUGCGACACUGAUCUCUUAUGAUCAAGAAUUCAAUUCACUAUUUGCACCGAAUGCCUCUCUGAAUCUGAUCUAUGCUGAUCCCAGUGGCGAUCCAAUCGCCGACGAAAUGGGUAUAUGGCUCUGGGACCGCAAUCAAGUUUGGAUGGCUUCGGCUUCGGAAAACAAUGUUUCGCAUGUCAGUAUUCUCGACCUGUCGAACAACACUGUCAAACCGUUACCAGUACCCAACGGUAUCGAAGUUCUGAAUCCUAAUGGUGGGGGCUACCACAAUGGGAAGGUAUACAUAGCUGGAGACGGGAACUAUACUGUCCCUCCCUGUAUCUACGAGGUUGACCCUGUGACGUACCAGACCGAGGUCGUCAUCAACAGUUACUUCGGCCUACGAUUUGGAGGUCCCAAUGAUGUUACAUGGGCUUCUCGUGGAGGCAAGAGCUGGCUUUUCUUCACCGACGACCCUUUGAGCGAAGUCUACAAUAAUGGGCAAAUACCACAGGUGCCAGAUGCCACGUGGCGCUGGGACCCGCUCGAAAACACAUUACUUCCAGUCAUCGACAGAACUGAUAUUCUGGUACCGAACGGCAUUCGAGUGAACAAAAACAGCACCAAGCUCUACGUGACCGACACACCAGAUCCGCUCGUUUAUGGUGCGGCUGCGGUGCAGACCGCGUCUGGACAGAGCAUAUACGCCGCUACAUCCAGUUCUGCAAUCUAUUCCUUCGACCUCGACGAAUCGGGCUUUCCGUCGAGUCGGCGGCUUUUUGGCAUCGCCGAGCGAGGCAUAGCAGAUGGACUACACGUGGAUGAUGCGGGACGAGUAUGGACCGGCGAACAAGACGGGAUUGUGGUGCGGAGCCCGUCGGGAAAGGUUCUCGGCAUGGUGAAUGCUUUGGCAAUUGAGGGGGAAGAUGUUGUCAACUCCGGAACGAGUCCAUUGCAGAAUUUCGCAUUGGCGGGAGAUCUGCUAGUGGUUCUGGCGUUCAAUAAGAUCUAUACGGUCCAACUCAGCUCCCAGAUUGUUUCGGAUAUGACAUAG
This is a messenger RNA of Exophiala viscosa, 1426 nucleotides long. RefSeq lists its product as uncharacterized. The coding region runs from base 182 to 1426 and encodes 414 amino acids. Lineage: Eukaryota; Fungi; Ascomycota; Eurotiomycetes; Chaetothyriales; Herpotrichiellaceae. The record is from RefSeq and is a predicted model, not a curated record. The transcript has 2 exons.